CGCACUGUCCUGAAGCUUAUAUGUGCGGGGAAAGUAAAGCAGACACUUUACUGUUCUGACUCGGCAUUGCACGGCGGGAGAAAACUCACGACAAAAACACAACACGAGUUUCAGACCACAUCCGAGACUUGCCUUUUUUAUUUCGCAUCUCUUGCACAAAACCAGGUCGUGGCAAACUAAAACCCGUUGCUUCAAAAGUGAUCCAGGUCGGUCCUCAAAUGAGAGAUCAUCUGCUACUGUCUCCUUCUGAAACAGAAAUGUCUGCAGCCAUCCUGUCCGCUUUCUACGACAUCGACAUGCUGUACAAGGAGAAGAGCCUCAACAUGAACGCGUUUCACAUCAACAGCAUGCUGGAUAAGAAAGCAGUCGGGGCUCCUGUAACGACUUCUAACAGCACCAACAAUUGCAACUCCUACGCGUCAGGAUUUUUCCGUCGGAACUCCACCAGCAACAUGGAGUCCAUGGUGAACGGCAACAAGUACCCCGCCAGCUCCUACAACAGCAUGAAGGAGAACGCCAGCACAGCCAUCAUGAACAAGGAGAACAAAUUCCGCGACCGCGCCUACAGCGAGAGCAGCCAGCAGCAGCUGCAAGCUCCACAGCAGAAGCCGGGCUCGCAGAUCAACUCCACCCGCUACAAGACCGAGCUGUGCAGGCCCUUCGAGGAGAACGGCGCGUGUAAAUACGGCGAGAAGUGCCAGUUUGCCCACGGCUACCACGAGCUGAGGAGCCUGUCUCGCCACCCGAAGUACAAGACCGAGCCCUGUCGCACUUUCCACACCAUCGGUUUCUGUCCGUACGGUCCGCGCUGCCACUUCAUCCACAAUGCCGACGAAAGACGACCAGCGCCAAGCAACGCCAACAACAUGCAGGGAGAGCCCACCAAGGCCACUCGGGGGGAGCCUGUGUGCAUCUACGGGCAGCAGCAGCAACCGCAGGCGGCGGGAGCCUUCAGGGACAGACCCAAACUCCACCACAGCCUCAGUUUCUCGGGUUUCUCAAGCCACCACCACGGACUCGACUCUCCCCUGCUCGAAAGCCCCACGUCCCGCACUCCUCCACCCCCUUCCUCCACCGCUCACUUUUACGAAGACGUUUUGUCGCCCAUGAGUCGCUGCCUGAGCAACAGUGCCUUUUCUUUCCCUGGGCAAGACCUCAAAGCCCUGCUCGCGCCGCUGGCCGUGCACGCGCACAACGGUUACGCCAGCCAGUCCAACGGUGCUUACUGCGGAAACAUUCAGGUGAACAUGGGCGGCGGCCCCCCCUCUCCCCCGUACGGUCUCAACCACCUGCAGUCCAUGCACCGUCUGUCAGAGUCGCCUGUGUUCGACUCGCCCCCGAGCCCGCCUGACAGCAUCUCAGACCGGGAGAGCUACGCCAGCGGCUCGCUGAGCUCCUCUGGAAGUCUCAGCGGCUCCGAGUCUCCGAGUCUGGACGGCGGGAGACGUUUGCCAAUCUUCAGCAGGCUGUCGAUUUCUGAUGAUUAAUCGCCUGUUUUUUGUUUGUAUUUUAUGGGAUAUUAUCCCCCUUAUUUUCUGUUAUAGUGGACUUCUUGGUGGAAUUUUCCCGAUUCCGAGUCUCCCGUUAGAGGUGUAGUUCAAUAACAGACUUUAAUAUCGAGGGAGAUGGAUUUGUCAGACCCUUGACAUGGCAUUAGUUGAUCUAUUUCUGUUUGAGCUGCUUCUCAACAGAAGGCAUUCCAACGGUGAUAUUUGUGCUGCAAGUUUGUUGCAUUCUCUUGGUCUUUUUGGACCAGUUACUUUCCAGAUUUGUACAAAAUACUUUUUUUGAACGUGAAAGACAGAGCGGUUACAGAUUUUCCUCCAUUCUUGCCAAGAAUAUGCCUUGAUACACAAAUUCACACAAGUUUUUCAAAGUGUAUGCGCUUCUGAAAGCUUAUAAGAACUUCCAUUCCAAAAGUUUAUUUUUCAAGUAUCACAGCAGCGCCACCCAGUGGUUUGGUUUGUGCAGUUUGAAGCUCUCUUGUUUGGCUUGUUGGGAAAUCACUGCUGAUGGUUGACUAUAUCUUUUUUUUUUAGCUGAUUUGAGUGAUUACAUAGCAGUGCAUAACUGACUAUGAACUAUUUAACUUAUUUAUUUUAUAUUGUGAAAAGUAUAGGCUGCAUUGUUAAUUGUGUCCAUACUGUAUUUAUGGAGUAUGAUGAAGCAAUAGAUCUAUAUUCUUUUUAUUAUGUUUAAAUUAUGAUCGCCAUUAUUAAUCUACAUAAAGUGGACUGUAUGUUCUUUUCACAGUAAUAUAUAUUUUUGUUUGGUCUCUUUUGUAACUUCACUUUGUUAUUUUAUUGUAAAUGAGUAAAAAAGAAAUCUUAAUUUAAGAGAUUGUUUGUGAUUAUUUAUUUCAUUAAUUUUGUUUCCUUGUUUACGUUCAUUAAAAAAAAAAGGUUUGUGUGAUUGCUGUUCGUUGGGAUGUUACUUUUUGGAAGGGUCUUGUUAUUUUUGUUUGGUUUUUGGAUAAUCCGGAGAUGUGUCCUUUUAGGCAUGUCUGUAGAAUGUAUAAACUGGUUGGCAGAGGACCGUCCGAACGUGUACUAGCCUUAAAUUUUCAUAGAAAUCAGAUUUCAAAGAUCCCAAGUAAAUCUAUUAACCAAAAAGUAUUUAAUUUACCUUUUUAUAUAAAUAAACAAUGCACAGAGUGAGGCUGUGACUCCAGCCACGUGCAUGAGAAUGUAGCAGUCCAUUGCCCCAGUGUUAUUGCCUAGUGCCUGUGGGGAUUCACCAUCUUACAUUGCCUUAUGAUUAACCAAAUAAAGUAUUUUCAUACAUGUUAUUGUUUUACAACAAGAGGAAAUGAAUGUAGUUUGUAAUUUAAAACUUCUUGGAAGGUUGUUACCACUUAUCAAAGGAGAAUAGACUUGGCAACAAUCUGAGUUUUAUUUUUUCUAUUACUCAUUUCAUUGUUUUGUACUUGUCUUUUUUUUCUCUUGCUUUCCUACGAUAUGGUAAUGGUCGGAAUCUUCCAAACUUGCUGGACGGGGAAGAGUUUGAACACAUUUAGUUUGUACAUAGUAGGUACAGGGGAUUCGCACUAUGUACCUUUCUUGACUACUUUAUCAGAAGUAAAGCUUUUUGAAUGUAAUAUAAAAAUAAAAAAAAUGACAAAAAGAACAGGACUUGUAACAUAUUUGUUUUGGGGAGUCAGUUCACUACAAACUGCGUGUGAGACUGUUAACUUUGUACUGUACAUUUUUGUAGUUCUCCCAAUAAAAUAAUUUUUGACAAAAAGUAAA
Molecule: messenger RNA, 3248 nt
Organism: Xyrauchen texanus (razorback sucker)
Lineage: Eukaryota; Metazoa; Chordata; Actinopteri; Cypriniformes; Catostomidae
Product: mRNA decay activator protein ZFP36L2-like
Exons: 2
Coding region: 219-1487 (422 amino acids)
Molecular function (GO): metal ion binding; mRNA binding
Source: RefSeq, a predicted model, not a curated record